Salvelinus fontinalis (brook trout) is the source of this 1679-nucleotide messenger RNA. It is a transcript of the gene sfxn2, whose product is annotated as sideroflexin 2. The record is from RefSeq and is a predicted model, not a curated record. The transcript is spliced from 13 exons. Gene Ontology annotation, cellular component: mitochondrial inner membrane. Gene Ontology annotation, molecular function: monoatomic ion transmembrane transporter activity. Gene Ontology annotation, biological process: monoatomic ion transport; serine import into mitochondrion. Lineage: Eukaryota; Metazoa; Chordata; Actinopteri; Salmoniformes; Salmonidae. Bases 380 to 1342 code for a protein of 320 amino acids.
CAGGCUGUGAUUGGAGGAAGCGGUGCCACGUGCACCCUCCCCUACUACACCAACUGCUGAGAUCUUGACUAGAAACAUUGAGCAAGUUACAUUGUAUUAUCUUGCAGUCCAGCGCUGAAAGAUCAUUGCAGAUGAAGGAGAAGAGAGGGGCCACAAGAGUAUUGAGAUGCAGCCGUUGAUGAUUGAAGUCCAGUCUAACUAGCCCGCCCUGGGGGAAAUAUAUUCCUGUGAGGCAGACUGGAAGGGCUGAGUGGACCAGGUUGGUACAGGACCAAGAAGCCAAACAUUGACUGCAGGCUCGACUCGGUUUGGGACGGGCGAGGUGGUUUGGAGACCAUAUUUGUGACUUUAGACCUAGGUUGUGAGGUGGAGGGUCGCGAUGGCAGUGAGCGGGUUUGACAUUGACGUGCCACGGUGGGAUCAGUCCACGUUUAUGGGAAGAUUGAAGCACUUUGCCAACAUCACAGACUGGAGGACAGCACUACUGCCGGACUCACGACUGGAUGAGGCUAAAGCGCUGGUGGAGAGCUGCAGAGCGGGGUCCGUUCCCCCUGGCACCACAGAGGAACAGCUGCACUACGCCAAGAAGCUCUAUGACUCUGCCUUUCACCCUGACACUGGCGAUCGCAUGAACCUGAUUGGUCGAAUGUCCUUCCAGGUGCCCGGAGGGAUGGCCAUAACGGGUGGUAUGCUACAGUUUUACAGGACAGUCCCUGCUGUAGUGUUCUGGCAGUGGGUGAAUCAGUCGUUUAAUGCUCUGGUCAACUACACCAACAGAAAUGCUGCUUCCCCCAUCACACCCAAUCAAAUCGGAGUAGCCUAUUUAACAGCAACUAGCACUGCUCUAGCCACUGCUGUGGGACUCAACUUCUACACAAAGAGAGCCCCUCCGCUGGUGGCGCGCUGGGUUCCGUUUGCAGCUGUGGCGUCCGCUAACUGUGUCAAUAUCCCAAUGAUGAGGCAACAGGAGCUCCUGAAUGGCAUAGCUGUAACAGAUGAGAAUGGAAACAAACUUGGCCAUUCCAAGAAAGCAGCUGUGAAGGGCAUCACCCAGGUGGUCAUUUCCCGGAUUACCAUGGCAGCACCGGGCAUGAUCAUUCUCCCCGUCAUCAUGCAGAGACUUGAGAAAUUCAAGUUUAUGCAGAGGAUCACCUUCUUCCACGGACCUUUACAAGUCAUGAUGGUGGGAGCGUUCCUGGUCUUCAUGGUGCCUGCAGCCUGCUCCCUGUUCCCUCAGCAAUGCUCCAUGGCUGUGUCUAAGCUGGAGCCAGAGCUAAGGGAGUCCAUCUUGUGUCGUUAUGGGGACAGUGUACAGUACGUCUACUUCAACAAGGGCCUAUGAAUACACGCACACCUGCCUUCUUAAUCAUUGUCCAAUCAGGGAGAGCAUCUGAAUGUUUUUAUAAAUGAGCCAAUCAGCAUCUUCGGUUCAUAGGAUAAAUAGCUUUCUCCUUGUUUGUCUUUGUCUUUAUUUUCAAAUAAUCUUUGUUAUUCUAGGAGAGAUGUUCUUAAAGAGUUCAAAUGUGUGUUUGAAUUCUCUUUUUGUACCACUAACCACCUUUUAAUGCGAGUAAAGUACAUGUUGGAUAAAAAAAAGUCAUGAGGCCUGAUGGAAACAGAAAAUUUGUCUGUAAACUUUUGAAAUGUUGACAAAACAAUAUACACUUGACACGGUGGGA